AUGGUUUUUGGGAAGAAGAGGUCAAAGGAUGUCUUUCUGCCUUCUGUGCCGGAGGAUGAAGCCGCUGAGACGGCAGGUGAGCUGGAGCAGUGGGGACAAACAGGAACUGGACCCCUGAAAGACUUCAGCAGGGAAAGUGUGGACAGUCAGAAAACAGCGACCCAGACAAAGACCGACUCAGGGAGGCCAAGGGGCACACGGGCGAACUCUGACGAAAAAGUGCCAGACGGAGGUGAAAGAGGGGGAGAAGUGGAGGAGAUAGACAAGGAGCAGGUUGAAGAGAAAGAGGUGGGAGAUGAACAACAGGGAGCGAGGGCGUGCGUGAUGAGUGCCGAUGAGGACUACGACACUGACUUGGAGGUGGAAGAAAAGAAGAAGUCAUACGACCACACAGGAGAGACGCGAUACAUGAAGGCAUGCAAGAAGUUACAGGUGGUGCCGGCCUGUAGCUUCCUGCGACAGAUGCAAAACAGCGAGGUGUCCAUGAUGCACUAUGGCCUGGGGCCUAAGGGCACCAAAGCACUGGCGGUUGCCCUGGUAACCAACACUUCAGUACUGAGGCUGAACCUGCGAGAUAAUUGGACAGAAGGAAUGGGCGGAGCUGCAGUGGCGGAGAUGUUAAAGGAAAAUUGUUACAUUAAAGAGGUGGACUUGUCAGACAACAGAAUUGGGGAGCGUGGGGGCAAGGCCAUAGCCAGUAUGCUGCCGGGAAACACCACGCUGGUCAACCUCAACCUGUCAGGAAACUGUCUGAACGACCUCGUCGCCCCGGACCUCGGCGACGCCCUCAACGCCAACACGAUGCUAAAACGCUUGGACCUCAGCCACAACGCCCUGGGAGAGCUCGCAGGUGAAAGCCUAGCUGAGUGUCUGUCUGAGAACUCAGGUUUGAGAUCGCUGAGUCUGGCCUGGAACUGCAUAAGAGGGAGAGGAGCAGUUUUAUUGGCCAACAGCCUCAGGGAUAACUUAUUCCUCAGGACGCUGGAUGUGUCGUGUAAUGGCUUCGGAAAAGAGGGAGCCAUCGCUUUGGGAGAGGCACUUAAGGAGAACAGCACUCUGGAGGAGUUGAAUGUGAGCAACAACCAAAUACCCCCUGAAGGAGCCAUCCGCUUCGCCAUGGGCCUCAGAGUAAACAAGACCAUCAAAUCCCUGAAUAUUGGUAGGAACCCCAUUCAGAGUGCCGGCUGCUAUGGGGUCCUCCAGUCUUUACAGGCAAACCCGGAGUCAGCCAUGGAGAUGUUAGACUUUUCAGACAUCGCAGUCAACCAGGAUUUUGAGGAGUUGCGCAGUGCCGUGAAAGAUAUACUCCCCUCCCUUGUAGUAAAACACGGACGCAGAAUCGGAAAACCAAAAGCUGGAGGGGCAACCCUGUAAUUGCGGUACUUUUGUGCCAAAAGGAUGGAGGGAGCUUCGUCAAAGCUCCACGCACCAC
Myripristis murdjan (pinecone soldierfish) is the source of this 1432-nucleotide messenger RNA. It is a transcript of the gene lrrc74b, whose product is annotated as leucine rich repeat containing 74B. Bases 1 to 1374 code for a protein of 457 amino acids. The record is from RefSeq and is a predicted model, not a curated record. Lineage: Eukaryota; Metazoa; Chordata; Actinopteri; Holocentriformes; Holocentridae. The transcript has 10 exons. Gene Ontology annotation, molecular function: protein binding.